Messenger RNA from Spirometra erinaceieuropaei, 277 nucleotides. The record is from the annotation of a GenBank genome assembly. Lineage: Eukaryota; Metazoa; Platyhelminthes; Cestoda; Diphyllobothriidea; Diphyllobothriidae.
AUGACGGAGGUCCGUGAAUUCGCAUGCGUCCGUGGUUUUGAGAAGGUGCACUUCAGUGAUGACAGUGCAUGCAUUAGCACAGAUGUUGUCGAGUCAACUAAUUCUUAUACACUGGCCUGCGUUUUGAUUAUUGCCUACGCCAUUAUGAACGUUUCCUGUGAGGUAAUUCAGACUACUCAAUUUGUAAACUCCCUUUCAGAUUCCCAAUAAAGGGGUGAGGAAAACGAUUAUCGAGAUUUAUGAUCCUUUUAUUGAGACUGACGUUACUUACUGGUAA